AGCGCUUUCUGGUGGCGCUGCGGUGCAAUUCUGGAGCAUUGAAAGGAGUUUUGAGGUUAUUGUGUGCAAGGUUCGGCAAGGGAAAUAAAAAUGCAAAGCCUCAGGAGAUGCAUUCAGACGUUGACGUCCACCUGUAAAUUCAAUGUGAACAACGUGACAUUGACUAGGACAACGGUAACACCAGCCUCCAGUAUCCACACGACCCCUGCAAGACUCUAUGAGGAUGAGGAUCAUGAAGACGAUUAUGAUGGGCCCAAGCAUUGGAUGGAAUACAAUGAAAAGAUCUUUCCUCCACAGGCACCAGGAGAACCUAGGAGACCUGCUUACGUUUGCAAUGUAAAAGCUAACAUCAAAUACAGCCCAAAAAACAUGUGGUACAUAGCUUGUUUUGUACGUGGAAUGACUGUUGACGAGGCUGUGAAGCAACUAAGUUUCUGUUUGAAGAAGGGAGCUGUUGCUGCUAAGGAGACAAUUCUCGAGGCACAACAGAUGGCUGUUGAGAAACACAAUGUUGAAUUCAAAAGUAAUCUUUGGGUUGCCGAAUCCUUCGCAACAAAAGGAAAAGUUGUCCACGGAAUAAGAAGACAUGCAAAAGCACGAGUGGGUAAAAUAACCUACAGAUACGUCCACUACUAUGUUCGCCUCGAAGAGGGAACCCCUCCGAAAAACUACUAUCUGAACGAUCCCAAGACCCCAGACGAGCUUCUCGAUAAUUAUCUGGAGAAAAUGCGAAAGCGUAAGAUUGGAAACUCGAUGUAAUUCAGUUAUUUCGUAAUUUUUGAAUGAUAAUUUAAGGUGUACAAAACAGAGUGAAGGGUGGACUUGAAUAAAAUGAUUAGAAAAAAAAUUUA
This is a messenger RNA of Diachasma alloeum, 851 nucleotides long. RefSeq names its product 39S ribosomal protein L22, mitochondrial (gene mRpL22). Gene Ontology annotation, biological process: translation; ribosome assembly. Bases 91 to 759 code for a protein of 222 amino acids. Gene Ontology annotation, molecular function: structural constituent of ribosome. Gene Ontology annotation, cellular component: ribosome; mitochondrial large ribosomal subunit. NCBI's taxonomy places the organism in Eukaryota, Metazoa, Arthropoda, Insecta, Hymenoptera, Braconidae. The record is from RefSeq and is a predicted model, not a curated record. The transcript has 4 exons.